CAUCAGUAAUUACAUAUGUCAUUAGAAAAAUUGGUGCCUGACUGUGAGAUUCGAACAGCAUUGCAUCGCUUGACACAAAUGCACCAGUCGUCGUCUUAGCCUUUGGGCCACUACGACUUCAAAUCUUGAUUUUAGAAUACACUGAAAGUAUCCCUAAUUUAUGUAUCUCAAGUAUAUAAAAAAUGUUAAAUAAAACUAUACAAAAAUAUAACUAAAUAAAAAAAUAAAGCUAAAAUAGCUAAUAAAUAAAUUUAAUCUACAGUUAUACUCACACAGUAUUGAAAAUGAAUGUGAACUUUAAAAUCAGCUGAACUUACAACACUACAACACUAUUGUGAGCCAUUGGGCAUCAAGGCUCAAUAGCCUAGCUUGUACAAUAUGUCCAACAUUACAUUGCCAGUAAACCCAAAACAAACCAGCAACACAUAAAGAUUAUAAUCAUAUAAGCUUUAGACAGGAGCUUUGGAAAACUAGGGGAGGAGGGGAGUUUUGGAAAGAUUUGAUAAUUAAAUACUAAUCCGUUCCUUAGCAGUAGACAACAGCUUGGCUCUGCCCCUGUUCUGGUUAACGUUCACGAGCAGCAGUAACCACUCACCAUCACCAUAUGCCUAUCUCACAAGAAAAUAACAAAGAAAGUAUUGAGGUCACCAAGUACAAAAGUGGUUGAACCUGUUAAAAAUUGAUCAAAAAAUGAUUGACGUACCAUAUUUAAUAGAGAUCUUUGCUAACGCACUCAGCACCAUGACUAUACUGUCGUCUUUAUUUCUCAAAGUACCGCAGAUUAUGUCCAUACGUGAGAAAAGAUCUGCCGAGGGAAUAUAUAUUCAGGCCAUGCUUAUGGAGAUUAUUGGCUUUACCAUAAUGUCUCUCUACAAUUAUACAAACAAGUAUAACAUCAUGACCUAUAUGGAGUACCCUAUCAUACUUUUCCAAGUCUACGUAAUGUUCUACUUUGUUCUCAAAUAUAAGAACAUGCUGAAUCUUCCAAUUAUUCCCGUAAUGGUCGCUUCAUACUUUGCUUCUGUGUUCGGUUUCGUCAUGGAUCUAUUGCCGAAACAAGUUCUCUCCUAUUUGGUGCCGUUUUGCACGCCACUGAGCGGAUUCGCUAAAGUGACCUAUAUAUAUGGUAUCAUUAAAUCCGGGAACGCGGACGCUGUUUCGCUCACAACGUGGAUCAUUUCCGUGCUGACCAAUUUGGCUCGCGUCUUCACCGUUUACGUGGACUCUGGAGACGGCAAGCUGCUGGCCAAUUUCAUCAUAUCGACCCUGCUCAGUUCUGGUGUUUUCUUCACCGCCUUGCACUACCAGCAGCAGACGGCAUGCUGCCCGAUCCAUCGCCCGCAGAAGAACCGCAAUCGACCUUUCCACCAAGAAUACCGUCCCCGACACGUUCACCAAGACUAAAAGUAUGUUCAGUUACCAACAAGACUUCAUAUAGAAAACUUUUAUUUUUGCAUUUCCAUUCGUUAUACCAUUUAUUUAUGUGUGAACCGCAUUUUUAUUCUAGCUACAAUCCUUAUUGGCGGUUCUUUUACGUAAUUUAUUCUUAAUUUUAAAGGGCCCCUGUUAUCAAAUAGUUGGGGUCGGCACAAUGACGCCCGUGAAUGUACAACAACAUUUCACAAUUGUAUUUUUAGGUGCGAAGCCAUAAUAGUGGCAGUCGUCCCCGAUCUCCUCUGGGAAUGUUUCAUUUUACACUAUGCCAUACGAGGCUUAUUAUUAUAGGGUAAACCGUUGCGUUGGGUCUUCGUAGGAUCCGCCAUUGAUCGAAUAUAAAGACACGUAACCAGUAUUAUCGAUUAUUAUAAUUGUCGUGAUUAGUGAGAAUUGAAUAUUUAAUGUUAUCUUACGAAUCUGAAAGAAUCUUAUCACGAUCUAGUCACUGAAAAAAGUAUUGAAUGAUUUAUUGUGUGGCAAUGAAAUUUUUUAUGGUUAGCUUAGCUUUUGACUAAAUUUUUAAUAUAUGACAACACUCAUAAACAAGGAAUCUCUUGAUAUACAUAGCUGCUCUGUGUUUUGUCAUUAGGCUAAUGAUUAAUUACAAUAAGAAACUUAAAGACAACGGUUUGACGCACUACAUCGUAGCGGAGGUUGAUAAAUAUANAUA
Bombyx mandarina (wild silkworm) is the source of this 2107-nucleotide messenger RNA. Its product is annotated as solute carrier family 66 member 3. The record is from RefSeq and is a predicted model, not a curated record. Lineage: Eukaryota; Metazoa; Arthropoda; Insecta; Lepidoptera; Bombycidae.